AUGCAUGUCGUGCGAAUGGAGAAUAACUCGAGGCGAAGUAAAAAUUUUGAACAACUCACACACAGUGGGCUUCGAAUCGUCGACGUUAGCACGGUUGAGAACGAUGAGCAGAGGCAAAAGUCUCCGUCACAAGCCGAUCUAGCACCUAUAGAAUACUAUCAGCAGUGGGAGGUAGCUAUUACUGGUGUUGCAGAGUACCACGCAAUUCUGACGGUACCACCGACAGUCUUCGAGAUUCGGCAGCGUCCAUCACAUCAAGCAUCCUCGAAUAUAGACACAUCAACGGCCGGCCCUUCCAACAGUCGAAAAAAACAGAAUAUUGACGACUGGAAAAAGUUAUACCGUCAAGCAUUUACCCACGUACGGUCAGGAGGCUGGGUCGAAAGUGUUGAGAUCGACAUCGAAACACACAGCGAGAACCCCAAGAUCGAGAAGGACGAAAGCCAUAUUUUCAAGAAAUGUUGCAAACUAUUCUUUGAACGCGGCCGUAAAACUGGUCGAACUUGGGAGAUUGCGCGGGAUGGUCGUCAAGAGGAGUAUAUGCGAGAAGCAGGAUUUACAGAUUUAUUUUCCAAAUCGUGGAAGCUGCCAGUUGGAGGUUGGCCUCAAGACAAGAAGCUGAAACAGAUUGGUCUCUAUAAUGGAGCUUUUAUUGACUACUCCGUCGACGCUUUCGCCAUCUUCCCAGUUGGAGAGAUCCUGGGUUGGUCGAAAGAGGAGGUUACGGUUCUGGUCAGCCAGAUGCGAAAGGCACUCAGGGAGCCAAGAGCGCUGCCCUAUUUUAAUCCUGGUCAUAUGUCAGUACCACCAAAUUUGCUACGACUUACUUCCCUGGCUCGUCCAAGGACUUCAUCGUACAAAAGUACAGAUAACCGAAGAGCACCCAUGAUCUUCAACUUGCUGGAGACAGGGACACUCAGUUUCUAUGCCGAGACUACUGCUGUGUAG
Molecule: messenger RNA, 948 nt
Organism: Fusarium oxysporum Fo47
Lineage: Eukaryota; Fungi; Ascomycota; Sordariomycetes; Hypocreales; Nectriaceae
Exons: 6
Coding region: 1-948 (315 amino acids)
Source: RefSeq, a predicted model, not a curated record